GUAAGACACGGCGCCGAAAAGAUUAAAAACUACUGUUCCCAAAAUUCAGCCUCUGUCUGCCUCUGCCGACAGGCGACAGCGGGUUUCAAGACGCCAUGUUGUAGGAAAUCCGCCUGCUAGUGUGCGUUGGGGAGGGGGAGAUUAGAGAGUUUAAUCUGAGAGAGAGAGAGGGAGCGAGCGAGCGAGAGCCAGAGCUAGAGAGAGAGAGAGCGAGCGAGAGGGAGGGAGUGUGGAGGGAGGGAUACCAAAAAAAAAAAAAAAAAAAAAUAGCCAGGCCCAAGUGAAGCUCCAACACACCGAGAGCAAGCGGCCCUUCAGUUCGGCGAUCGUUACUACCCGCGUGAGGCGAGGCCCAACUGGGGAAACUGGAUUCGCCGGGACCGUUCAUUUCACUUCCAGUUUGAAUUUCAGGCUGGUUUAGUGGUUGACUUAGCUGACAGGGUCUGACAGCAGCUGGGAAAGCAAAAGACACACAACAAGCACGAGCGCGCCUGGCAGCAUUUUACUGUAAAAAGCUGCCAUUCAAAAUAGUUUGAAGUAUUAAUACUAGCGACAGCGUUAAUCAUUUUUAAUCAUAUAUUUAUUUUUGUAUUACUUUUUGAAGACAGUCGUUUACUUUGUUGUUUCUGCAUGAUCUUUAGGAAAUCCGGUAGAAAAUUAUUUAAAUUAUUUUUUUAUUCCAAAGAAGAGGAUUGCAAAUUAUUUACAUUUUUGAGGUGAUCCGAGGUGAAAGAUGUCUGGGAAGGACCAGAAUAAACUAUCCACAACCGAAAGGAUUAUAAGAGCGGUUCCAUUUCCACCCACUGUCAGACUGACUAUGAAAGAACUAUAUGAAAAUGGUAAACCAAAGGUGGAUGUCCUGAAGAGUCAUUUAGUUAAAGAAGGCCGAUUAGAGGAAGAAGUAGCACUGAAGAUUAUUAAUGAUGGAGCAGCAAUCCUGCGUCAGGAGAAAACCAUGAUUGAAGUGGAGGCUCCUAUUACAGUGUGUGGUGACAUUCAUGGCCAGUUCUUUGACCUGAUGAAGCUUUUCGAAGUGGGUGGUUCUCCAAACAAUACACGUUACCUUUUUCUAGGAGAUUACGUGGACCGGGGUUAUUUCAGUAUCGAGUGUGUGUUAUUUCUCUGGGUCCUGAAAAUCAAUCAUCCAACAACGCUGUUUCUCCUUCGUGGCAACCAUGAAUGCAGACAUCUCACAGAGUAUUUUACCUUUAAACAAGAGUGUAAAAUCAAGUAUUCUGAGCGUGUAUAUGAUGCCUGCAUGGAUGCCUUUGACUGUCUUCCACUUGCUGCGCUAUUAAAUCAGCAGUUCUUAUGUGUACAUGGUGGUCUGUCUCCAGAAAUCAACUGUCUGGAUGACAUUAGAAAGUUAGACAGGUUUAAAGAACCUCCUGCUUUUGGCCCUAUGUGUGACCUCCUCUGGUCUGAUCCAUCUGAAGAUUAUGGGAGUGAAAAGUCUACAGAACAUUUUAGCCACAAUACUGUAAGAGGUUGCUCCUAUUUCUACAGUUAUCCAGCAGUCUGUGAUUUUCUGCUCAGUAAUAAUUUAUUGUCAGUAAUUAGAGCACAUGAAGCACAGGAUGCAGGUUACCGAAUGUACAGAAAGAGCCAAACAACAGGAUUUCCUUCAUUAAUUACAAUCUUCUCUGCUCCAAAUUAUCUAGAUGUCUACAAUAACAAAGCUGCAGUGUUGAAGUAUGAAAACAAUGUUAUGAAUAUCCGACAGUUCAACUGCUCUCCACAUCCAUACUGGCUUCCCAACUUCAUGGAUGUUUUUACAUGGUCUUUACCGUUUGUUGGUGAGAAGGUCACAGAGAUGCUGGUUAAUGUUUUGAACAUUUGCUCUGAUGAUGAACUUAUGUCCGAAGGGGAUGACACAUGUGAAGGUGGCACACCAGCAGUGCGUAAAGAGGUGAUAAGAAAUAAAAUUCGUGCUAUUGGGAAAAUGGCUAGAGUUUUCUCUGUUCUUAGAGAGGAAAGUGAAAGUGUGCUACAGUUGAAGGGACUUACCCCAACUGGAACGUUGCCCCUUGGGGUACUUUCUGGUGGAAGGCAAACUCUACAAAGCGCCACCGUAGAAGCAGAAGAAGCUCGAGCCAUUCAAGGAUUUUCUCCGCAGCAUAAAAUCCGUAGUUUUGAGGAAGCCCGUGGUCUGGACAGGAUAAAUGAGCGCAUGCCUCCCCGCAGAGAUGCCGUGCAACAGGAUGGAACAGUUAAUUCCUUAAAUCUGUCAAAUUCACCUGACAAGAAUGGCACUGAUGGCAAGACGCAGUAACAUAUCCUGCAACCUCAUGAUGCCACUCCCUUUUUCUCCCACUGAGAAGAGAGAGUACACUCAUCCUUUUAUUUAUUUAUUGAAACUAACGGUUCAGAGCAAAGCUAUACUUUUGUGAAAGCUGGCUCAAGAGGCUUUGGUAAAAGGAAAAAAAAAACUAAAUAAUUAAGUCCAUUUUUAUGAAAAGUGCAAAGUUUAAAAAGUACAUAUUUUGGGAAAUACAUGGUAUAAUUAGUUCAACUGAGUUCUGUAUUGUGUUCUUUGUAUUUUGUGCAGGAACAUUUUAACAAAUGCCAUAAAAUGUGGGGACUUUUUUUGAUGGAGGGCAUCAUAAAAUAAUAAUGUAUGUCUAAUAACAAAGAGGUUAUUGGAUAUCUGGAUUACAACAGUCUAACUUGUUACCCAUCUGAGAAUCUUUUGAAAAGGUUUGCUUAAAUUCUCUGUUUUGCUUAAAGAAGAACAUGAAAUUAAGGUGCUUUUUAAAGAUUGUGGAAUGAAUGACGUACAAAAUAGACUGAAUUAAUGAUAGCAUAAAAUCAUGUAGAAUCCAUUUUAUUUUUAUGUUUUGCUUUCCCCUGUUUUUAAAGCAUAAGGAUAUUAUGUUUAACCUUUAAAGUUGCACCACAAGUUGGGCUUUGAUAUGCCAGCUAGCAGUUUCUUUCUUAAUGGCGUUAUCUUAUCAAAUGUCACAUCUCUUAUCAGUGAGGUGUGCUUUCCCAUCUCCCUCUAAACCCUAAAGUACAUGUGGUAUAUUACGGGAUUGGGUCAGAGUGUAGCUCCUCUUUUAAUGAAACAUGUUUCUAAGGUAUGGAUGGACCUUCUAUAAGAUAUAGUGCUACCUCUUAAUCUUACGAAAAUACACAAUAACAAUGCUGUGUCACAGUAUGUACAGAACCAUGGUUUGUGCCAUUUGAUUGGUUUGAAGGUAAAAAUAUUCCAAAAUUAAUAAUGUAAAAAGAGAAUGAAGGUAAAAUGUUAAGAUAGUGUAAACAGUGGUUUUAAAUUUUAAGACUAAGGCCUGGAAAGUUAGGCCUUUAUAUUUGUGAGUUCUGCUUCAAAACAUAUCUUACAAAAUGUACAGAAAUAAUGUAUUAAUAAUUUCUUAAUAGCUGUAAAAAGCAAAAACCAAGGGAUGGGCUUUAUUGAGUUUUUAGUUUUUGUUUUUGUCAAGAAACUGUAUUGCAAAGUCAUCUUUAAAACUGUUUUACAUAGUUGUGUAUCAUUCAAAAAAAUGAUAAACAGAACCUGCCUUUAUUUGCCUUUUUACUUUUAUCUAUUUUAUGACUAGUUUUAUAGAAUUCCCUUUUUACUGGCAGAUUGGUUCUUACAGUGGAUAUGAUAAUAAAUCAUGAAUGUGAUUGAGUUAGGAAUGUUACACUCAGAUCUAGUAGGGUCAGCUGGUUUGCUUUCAGCCAAUAAUAAUUUCAUGAUGUGAAAAAAAUCCUAUUAUAAUAGGAUAUUUUAAUAAAAAGAUAAACUUUCUGAAAUGAAUUUGUUUAAAUCCAUUUUCUAAAUUAAUAACAAAAUUAUGCUGAAUAUACAACUUUCCAUAUAAUUAAACUGAAAACAUUAGAAGGAUAGCAAAUAAGGGCACUUGGGUCCUCUUGGACUAUUCAGUAGCUGAACACCUAUCUCAGGGUUUUUUAAUGGACCAGUUCUAUGUUCAAACUGGCUGAAAUGCUAAAAUUAGAUACACUGGAGAUCAGAAUCCAUAAAUUAUCCAAAACACAAUUCAAUUAUUUGAUGAGUUCCCAAUAUCUUUAGUCUUUUUUUAUGUCUGUAUUAAAAUAUUCUGUUUCAUCUUCCAGGGCUGAAAACAUAUGUUCAGGUAAAUAAACAAGGACUUGUAAAAAAAAAAAAAAAAAAAAAUUGAGUUGCAAACCUGAAAUGUAAGAAUCUCUAUUUCACUGUUUGUCUUGUGGCUAUUACAGGUUUAAUAUCCUCAUAUGAAAUGGUAUAGCAAUAAUGAACUCCGUAUUUAUGAUGAAGUCUUUAUACAGUAUGUUACCAGAUUUGGAACCUUCUUCAAAAUUAGUUAUUCCUAUUAAAUUCCACUGAAAAUAAGAUAGGCAUAGAUACUGAAGUAAGAUGCUUGAGAACAAAUCAGAUCAAUAUCAAUUGGUACAAAUUUCUGUCCAGAAUGAUCCAGUGUAGGCUUUGUCAUCCUUGAACUUUAAUUGCUGUUUUUGACAGUAUCAAAUAAACAGUACAGAUAUUUUAUAACCCCAAAUAAUUGAAAACUGCUGGAUUUUGCUGUAAUAAAAUUAUUUCAAAAUGAAUGUUUUUAGUUCAGAAAUGGUAAUCAACAUUAUUGGAUUCUCAUCUUUUUUUUUUUAAGAGGUAACAUUUUUAUUAUCCAUCUCCACUGGAGGAAAAUAAAGAAGUGACAAAGAAAGGAAAACAUUUUGGUGAUGUUAAAAUUAAGAGUCAGUUUGUGUAUUAUGACAAAUAAAUAAUGUUUAAAGCCAGUAGAAGUUAAAAUAGAAGUUAACCUACAAGGGCAAAGACUUGGGUGCAUCUUAACUCCAUGCUCAGUGAGGAAAGUUGUGGGACAGGCAAAAAAAGGAUUCAAGGGAGAGCUACAAGAUAUGGUGGUAUCUUGAGGUCACCCGGUCACUUGCCUCCAGGCUCUAUGAAAGGUUUCCAGGAGAAUACACUUAAGAAAGAAAUUAAAACUGAAAAGUUCACCUGAUGUUAUUAGGAUUUUCAUUGGACUUGUGUGAUACAAUCAGAUGACAUAAAAAUUGAAUUGCUUAGUAAUUCACUGUCAGUAUAUUUGGUCUCUGAGUAGAAGUACAAACGGGGAGAAGAACCGUAUACCCACUGUAACUUUUGGAUCUGUUCUGAGCGAUCUGUGAGGAAAAAGGUAUUACUAAUUUAAAAAUAUGUAUUCAUGAAGUACUUGUAUCAGAAUAAAAGCCUGUAGUUUUGGCCUGGUUUAUUAUCCAUGGUCUUUAGACAUUUUUCUUUAUCUUUUACUAGGUUGCAGGUAACUCUUGAGCUCUACUGUAUGUUGCUACUAUAGUGGUAUGGUCACCUGUUUGCUUCAUUCUCUUUUUCACAUUAGUUCACUGAAAUGUGUUUUUUUUUUUUCAGGUAUUUUCUUU
Molecule: messenger RNA, 5379 nt
Organism: Erpetoichthys calabaricus (reedfish)
Lineage: Eukaryota; Metazoa; Chordata; Cladistia; Polypteriformes; Polypteridae
Product: serine/threonine-protein phosphatase 2B catalytic subunit gamma isoform-like
Exons: 14
Coding region: 734-2272 (512 amino acids)
Biological process (GO): calcineurin-mediated signaling
Cellular component (GO): calcineurin complex; cytoplasm
Molecular function (GO): calmodulin-dependent protein phosphatase activity; calmodulin binding
Source: RefSeq, a predicted model, not a curated record